UUGGUUUGUAUCUAAUGUGACAAAUCCCUCUUUCUCACGCCACAAGAAGGGAAGUUCUAGUCUUUCAUCGAGGGAAAAAGAGAGUUAGCGAGCUUUGAGUAGAAAGCAAGCAAAUAAAAAGGAGCUUAAAAAACCAGACUUUCAACUUUUCCAAAGGGCCAAGUAAGCAUAUAUACCACCAUGAAAUGAGCUCAUGGAAACACAAAAUUAUAGUAAUUGUUUAGACGGUGCACUAAUAAUACCUAUAAAAUACACAUUUAUGAGAGACUUUUUCUGCACUUUUACCUUUCCUUCAUGAAUACAAUACAUCUCCAACCAAAUAUAGCAGUGCAUCAUCAAAGUUGUCACCCAAAGAAUCAAUCUUUAUCCCAAACAGAACCCCUUGUCUACUCUUCCCCAAAGUAUCAAUCUUUAUCCCAAACAGAACCACUUGUCUACUCUUCUUCGUUUACUCUUGGCAAUUCUAUAGGUUGCCAAAUAGCUUGUAUAUGUAUAUAAAACCUCCCAUCGUUCUAUCUUUAGGUCUUUCAGUGCACUGGAACUGGAGUGCAAUAUAAUAGUGAAGUAUCUGGUGGCAUUGCAGUAACAGCAAGUGGAUCAUGGCAACAAGCAGAGGAAGAAUGAAUGUUGGAAUACUAAUUUUCUGCCUGUCUUUAGCUACUAUUUCUUUCACUCAUUGUGAUGCAGAUAAAUCAAUAAGACUAUUGAAAGCCCCUAAACACAGAAAGAAUGUAAUCAACACGAAUCCAAAGAAGUUGAAAAUAAUGAAACAUUUUGAUUUUUACCCAUCUAUAUAUUCAUCAAAUGCACAACCCUACAGUAUUAGCUCUCCAUUGUCUUUGCCUCCUUAUGAAUCAAUAGCUCCAGAAAACAGCCCUCCAUAUUGUGUAUAUCCACCACCAAGUAGCAGUACUCCUUCUAUCAAUGUUCCACCAACACCCACAGGCUCUCAACCUACCCUACCAUCACCAGAUCUUCCAGCCCAAAGCCCACCUCCAACCCCAACAACCAUAACACCUCCUUACUAUUACUCUUCACCUGAUCUUCCAGCCCAAAGCCCACCUCCAACCCCAACAACCAUAACACCAAGCCCACCAGAAAAUUUUCCAACACCUACACCAACACCCGAAACUGUUCCAAGUCCACCCAGUAAUAUACCAGGCUCACCAGAGCCUAUAUUUAAUCCACCCAUCAUUUAUCCAGGCCCACCCGAGUCAUCGACGAGCCCUCCUUAUUUUGAGCCUGCCCCACCAUACUAUGAACCCACACCACCAUUCAUACCUUCCCCUACUGGCGGCAGUGGAUCCAUCCCCAGCCCACCAAGUACUUUUCCAUCUCCUAGUGGAGGCACUGUCCCAAGCCCUAGUGGAGGCACUGUCCCAAGCCCAACUGUGUUUCAGCCACCCGUGGUCUAUCCACCACCAAGUGUCCUGCCGCCUCCCAACACUGCCCCACAAGCAACCUUGUGGUGUGUGGCUAAGGCUUCAGUUCCGGACCCAAUCAUUGAAGAAGCUAUGAAUUAUGCUUGUUGGUCAGGAGCGGAUUGCACUUCGAUUCAGCCCAAUGGGCCUUGCUUUCAGCCCGACAGUGUAUAUGCACAUGCUUCAUAUGCCUUCAAUAGUUACUGGCAGAGGACUAAAGGUUCUGGUGGCACUUGUGAGUUUGGAGGGACAGCCAUAUUGGUUUCGGUUGAUCCUAGCUACGAUGGAUGUCACUUCAUCUACAACUGAUCAUGGGAAUUUGUUUUAUUUUUCCUUCUGCCUUUGGAACCAAGCAAUGUUUGAAGAGUGGAGACAAUCUUUCUUCCAUAACUCCCCGUUUUUCUAGUGAAAAUAUGUUAUCUCACAGACACAACACAAGCAGAUUUUGUAUUUUGUAGGUAGUGUAGAAUAAUAUCAUUAACUAUUUUUCUAGUUUAUUGUCGUUAUCUAAGUAAAUUAACUACUUUGUAGUACCCAAAAUGGAAAAAAUGACAAUCACCAAUAUUAAUUUCCUCUUUU
This is a messenger RNA of Trifolium pratense (red clover), 2000 nucleotides long. RefSeq names its product extensin-like. NCBI's taxonomy places the organism in Eukaryota, Viridiplantae, Streptophyta, Magnoliopsida, Fabales, Fabaceae. The record is from RefSeq and is a predicted model, not a curated record. The coding region runs from base 600 to 1730 and encodes 376 amino acids. The transcript has 3 exons.